Molecule: messenger RNA, 2125 nt
Organism: Xyrauchen texanus (razorback sucker)
Lineage: Eukaryota; Metazoa; Chordata; Actinopteri; Cypriniformes; Catostomidae
Gene: kcnv2a
Product: potassium channel, subfamily V, member 2a
Exons: 2
Coding region: 54-1610 (518 amino acids)
Biological process (GO): potassium ion transmembrane transport; protein homooligomerization
Cellular component (GO): membrane; voltage-gated potassium channel complex
Molecular function (GO): voltage-gated potassium channel activity
Source: RefSeq, a predicted model, not a curated record
GCCUCCACACCCUCAGUAACCUGCAUCUGCCCGGCCGAAAGGACACUGGCACCAUGAUCAAGCUUAAGGGCAGGAGGCGGCAAAGCCUUUUUCCCAACUACAAACUUGGGGUCACGGUUUCUGCUCCAAAGGAUCCAGAAGACUCAGAGCUUCCAUUUGGCCAACACAACUGGGUAAAGCAAUGGAAUUCAAUGCAGGAACUCAGUCGGGACAUUUAUGACAUCUAUGCAGAGUAUGAAGACGAUGAUGGGGAUAAGCUCUUCUAUACCCCUAGUAAGCUGAAUCCAACUAAGAAUCACAUGCUCAACAUCAAUGUGGGUGGCAAGGUCUACCAGAUCUCUUACAGGGUAGCGGCAAAAUAUCCUAAGACCAGAAUCGGCCGUCUUGCUACGUACACGGACCACAGUAGGAAACUUGACCUCUGUGAUGAUUAUACAGUCCAGAAUAAUGAGUUUUUCUUUGACAGGGACCCAGACAUCUUCCACAACAUCUUCAACUUCUACAGGACUGGUGUUCUCUGGAUAAAAGAUGAACUGUGUCCACGAAAUUUCUUGGAAGAGAUCAACUACUGGGGUGUUCGGAUCAAGAACACCCAUCGGUGCUGCCGUAUUUCAUUUGAGGAACGGCAAGAUGAACUCAACGAGCAGCUGAAGGUGCAAAGAGAACUGGAGGCAGAAGUGGAAACUGAGGAACAUGAAGAUCUUUUCCAAGACAUGGCUUUUGGUCACACAAGAUUCCUCAUUUGGAACAUGAUGGAGAAGCCUUUCUCAUCCAUCACAGCCAAACUCAUGGCAUUAGCAUCCAGUUGCUUUGUGCUGGUAUCGCUUGUGGCUAUGACUCUCAAUACAGUAGAGGAAAUGCAGUAUACGACUACAAAUGGCCAGUUGAGUGGAAAGACCUACUGUGAGUAUGUAGAGACUUUCUGCAUUGCGUUUUUUACUAUGGAGUAUCUGCUCCGGCUUGUGUCCACACCUGACCUCAAACAGUUUGUAAGGAGCAUACUUAAUGGAGUGGACUUGAUUGCAAUCCUUCCAUUAUUCCUUCAGAUGACCCUAGAGUGUUUUGAGAAUGAAGACUAUGGGAAACUUGGUAGUGAUAUUGAGACUGUAGGGAGGGUGGGUAAAUUGGGGCAGGUUCUACGCAUCAUGCGUCUCAUGAGGAUUUUUCGGAUCCUGAAGCUAGCGCGUCACUCAACUGGACUCCGAGCCUUUGGUUUUACACUUCGCCAAUGUUACCAGCAAGUGGGCUGCCUUUUCCUCUUCAUUGCAAUGGGAAUUUUCACCUUCUCUGCCAUGGUGUAUACCGUAGAGCAUGAUGUGCAUCAAACAAACUUCACCAGCAUUCCACACGCAUGGUGGUGGGCAGCUGUAAGCAUCUCCACUGUGGGCUAUGGCGACAUGUUUCCAGAGACUCCUCUAGGCAGGAUUUUCGCAUUCGCCUGCAUCUCAUUUGGAAUUAUUCUUAAUGGCAUGCCAAUCUCCAUUCUGUUCAAUAAAUUCUCAGACUACUAUGCAAAGCUAAAAGCCUAUGAAUACACCUCCAAUAUCAAGAAUCGUGGAAAAGUGAGGUUUGUUAAAAGGGCUGCCAAGACAUUUGCAGAAUGCUUUUAGGGUACCAUGCGGUAAUCUACUAUUAGUAUCCUUCCAUGGACUGAUGCACUGUACUCCCAUACAGUAAUGUACUGCAAUGUGUAGGUAUGUGUUCAAAUGUAAUAUUUUCAUACUGAGAAUAUUUUUGAAACAGACAUAAGCUUGUGGUUUUAAGAUGAAUCAAUGCAUUUAAGACAGCACUAACAGAUAUGUAACUCUAAAAACCUGCCUUUGUAGUGAACCUCUUUUGGGUUUUUAGAAAUGCCCGGCUUAAUACAUACUCUUCUGGGUACAAUAAUUUGAGUGUUAACAUAUGACUUGAUGCUCCAAAGACAUUCUUUGAUGUUCACUGUUUUAUAGCAUGGAAAUAAUGGAAAUCAGCAAGGAAACUGAGAUGUAACAUCUGUUUUUUGGUUGACCCAAUGUCACAAUGCCCCAAGUGUUAGUUACAUAUUGACUUCUAAGACUUGCACUGAAUAGUGAUCAGUCUCCUUUUCCUGUGAAAGUACUGUGAAAAAUAAAAUACUGAUUCUUGG